AAGCUAGAACGAUGUGUUUUGUAAACACCUUUUAUGAGUAAUAAAUCCGUGAAUCAUGCACAACACAUUCCCAAAAUAUGCUCAGAUUAAAUUUGCGAGUUUCGAUUGCUAAAUAAUUUAAAAAUGUAAGCAUAGAUAGCCUCUAUUGUCCACUGAUUUUAGAAGUGUCUAGUCUUAAUAUAUUUGUUGAUCUUUGAAGACGAUAUCGGAUGAUUUAUCUAGAUUAUUUGUUUAGCAUAGUAACUAUCAAAUUCAAUAUAUUAAAAUUAUAAAUGAAGCGAACUAUUUGUAACUGCUCAUAACGAUAAAAAUAUACAUUUCUGAUAUAUUGAACACCUUGGAAAUUGCAAUGUCACAGAUGAGGAUGUUUAUAUCGUUGUCGUAUCAAAAUAUCCGUUAGCAUUCCAUAAUUGUUUUUGUUCGCCAACUUGUAUCGUGAUCUGACAUACUCGGGGAUAUUUGCGAAAAAUGUCGAUGCAUAUAAAUCAUUAUGUAUUUGAAACAUUGUUAGGACAAGGCACUUUUGGAUCCGUUUAUCUAGUACGAAGAAAAAGAGACUCUAAGCCGUUCGUCGUGAAAGAACAAGCUCUCAACACUAUAAACGCUUUGCCCUUCAAGAAUAUAUUGGGAGAAAUACAAUGCCUGCACACGCUGAGACAUCCAAAUAUCGUGGCUUAUCACGGAGCUUGGAUAGAGGAAAAUCACAGUUACAUUCUUAUGGAAUUCGCGACUCGGUGCACUUUGAAAGAUUUGCUUGAAAAACGCCAGUCGCCGCUCAAAGAGGAAGAUGCACUGUACCUGUUUUCACAAGUUGUCCUUGGCGUCCAUCACAUACACUUCAAGAAGAUCCUCCAUCGGGACUUGAAACCGGAGAACAUCAUGCUAACCGGAAGUCAUGGAAAUGUCGUUAAAAUUGGAGAUUUCGGUGUCUCGAAGAAUUUUCAAGAAUUAAAAGAUCUAACGAGCACGUGUUGUGCCGGAUCAUUUUAUUACAUGGCACCGGAAAUGCUGAAGGGCGAAAUUUAUGAUUUUAAAUGCGAUGUAUGGAGCAUGGGGGUCAUUCUUUACGAGAUGGUUACGAAAAGGCUUCCCUUCCCUGGCACGACCUUGGCAGAGAUCAUCGAAAUGGCGUGUAACAAAGGCCCACGACCUCUUUGCGGAAAGACGUCAACGGCUGUCGUCAAUCUGAUAUCGAAAAUGCUGAGGAAACAACCAUACUCCCGGCCGAACGCGGAUCAAUUAGUUCUCUGCCCUUACCUCGCGCGUUUCAUUGCCCUAAUAUAUUUGAAUCUUGGUCGAAUCGAAUGUAUAGCAGAUCAGGACAAUAGAAGUUUCAGUCCAGAGAUGUUUUUAAAGUUUCUGAAGCUUCACGAGAAACGUAUGGGAUAGACAGAUAGUUCAGCGAGUAACUGUAAAAAAAAAAGAAAAUAGUGAAACACCGAUACGAUUAUAACAUAUCCCUAUCUCGAUGGAAUUGUCCGACGAACGGUUAUCGAACUCGGCCUCUAUACUAGGAUCAAAAGCGUAACGACAGGAAGCAAAGGCCGGAACUGCGGAAUGCUCGUUUUAUUUCAUCACGUGCAUACCUCUCGAAAACCGUUCGGUCGGUAUUUUAGUUAGAAGAAUAUCACCCUUCCGCGCGUAACGAAGCCGCGGUAACCGUGUUGCGACUGUGCUGUUCUUCGAUGUUAUAUACUCGAUACGGAACGAAUGGCACCUCUCGUCUCGAACAGUAGUUUUUAUUUUAUUAAAGCUAAACGGUCACUGUUUAGAACAAGAUUUUUAAUAGCUUUGGUCUCGAUUGGUGCUACUCGUAAAAACAAAAUUAAAUUUAGUUAAAAAGCUUUCGAAUGAAAUAGAAAUAUGUACAUCUUGAUUCUUCAUUACAGUUCGUUUAUUGUGCCCAAGAAGAGUGGUUGGAAGGCCUACUCGAACCGCUGAGAGUUUAGACGACACAAGUGAAUAUUUUCUGUACUUUACGAAUGCGGCCAAGUUGUGACG
Molecule: messenger RNA, 2001 nt
Organism: Hylaeus volcanicus
Lineage: Eukaryota; Metazoa; Arthropoda; Insecta; Hymenoptera; Colletidae
Product: serine/threonine-protein kinase Nek5-like
Exons: 6
Coding region: 469-1389 (306 amino acids)
Biological process (GO): protein phosphorylation
Molecular function (GO): protein kinase activity; ATP binding
Source: RefSeq, a predicted model, not a curated record